UAUAUAUACACUGUAAUCCCAAACAGUUGUACUAGCUCAUAACUAAUAAGGUCAUAACAGUCAAAUGUCGUUAUGCAGUUGACCAAACUAUAAAGUUUUGAGCUCUGUUGAGAUUUGUGUCACUUUAAUUGAAUAGGGCUCAGUAUUUUAGAGUUAAUUUGUGUGGAACGCUCAAAAAGUUUAGGAACCAUGUAGUAGCGUCAUGACGUUAUCGACGUCAUGACGUAUUGGUGGGUGGGUCUUAUCGCUCCCUCAGGAAAGCUGAGUCAGCCAUCUUGAAUUUGCCUUGAUGCGGGUGAAGUUUUGGCAAGCCCAUGUGGAUGUGGAACACAUUUUAAUUUGUUUUUAAUUGUUUAUAUCUGUUUGGAAUGCGUACUUUUAUCCCCCCGCUUCAAACCACCACCACCUCAGUUAUUUUCAUUAGUCUUAUUGCUCUCAUUUUCUUAAGCGCUGUCUUAUCAUCAGCCCUGAUUUGGCUCAAGUGUGUGGUUGUGAGAUCUUCUCGAAAUAAUUUUAACAGUUCAGAUGUUGUGUACAGAUAUCGGACUACAAAGAGUGCUACAGAGAGUCAGUGUUUCACUAUCAGACAGGUGCCAAUAGCUCGAAAAGCUGAGGUCAACUACAUCAUCAACCUACCAAAGGAUCAAACCCCAGCCACUCUGGAAACAAUGAGAGAAGAAAUCAUACAUGAAGUCGAAAAGACUGAGAGAAACCAUUUAGUCAUAGGCAAGCUCAUGAACACAACCUAUGCCCUUCGUCGCCAAGAAAUCGUUGGAGCUCUUGUAGCUCCACGGGUGAGAGACGUCGUGGAUAGAUGGCCAGCCCUACUUAUGGAGUCACAGGUGUUUGCAGAGUUCCACCGAAUCAACAAUGUUAACCUGUGCAAUCAAUUCUACAAGGAGCUGGACAGACACACGCCUAAACUCAUUACCUUGUUCAGAGACAAGGCCACCAAGACUGGCAAGAUAGCGGAGGAGCUAGCCAGGCUCAUGAUGAUUUAUGACCUUCAGGAACAACGUAAUGUAAAUAUAAGACGGGCACUCGUCCUCCGUGCUCUUCCUGUGUACCUGCGUGAAGAUGCCUUCAAGUUCUUCAGGACCUGUAAUUCAGCAGAUUGUCCAGACCUCACUGACACUCCGGUGGCUCUCCUGACAGUCGUCACGGAUGACACUAUUGAUGCGGCCCUCUUCAGCCCUGAGAGCAUCUGUAUCGUCGUGGAGGAUGAAAUGCUUGUGAGUGGUCCCACGACUCUGGCUGACUCAUUUCUCCUGCUCUUUGGGUAUGUCUAUGCACUAGACCUACAGUACCCAAAGAAUCUUGAACUUACAUUCACAUUUAUCCAAAAAGUUGUGAUGUGUCUUGAGGACAACAAACCACUGAAAGGGCGUCUACUGACGCUGAAGAAUGAUUUGUUUAAUGAGUGAAUCACUCAGGAUGGAUUAUUUGAG
Messenger RNA from Carassius gibelio (silver crucian carp), 1448 nucleotides. RefSeq lists its product as uncharacterized. The coding region runs from base 369 to 1424 and encodes 351 amino acids. The record is from RefSeq and is a predicted model, not a curated record. NCBI's taxonomy places the organism in Eukaryota, Metazoa, Chordata, Actinopteri, Cypriniformes, Cyprinidae. The transcript has 7 exons.